GUCUGUCGUGGUCUCUUUGCGUCUUCUCCCCAAACUUUUUGGCACUUUUCAGCAGUUUGGCUCCAGCUACGACACUCACUGGAUCACCAUGUGGGCUGAGAAGGAGCUGCACAUGAUGAAGCUGUUCUUCGACAACCUGCAGCACUACAUCCAGGAAGUCCGGGAACACCGGCACAAGUUUGCACUGUACAGCCACAGCGCGGAGGUCCAGGUCCGUCUGCAGUUCCUCACCUGCGUCUUCUCCACGCUGGGAUCUCCGGACCACUUCAGACUGAGUCUGGAGCAGGUGGACAUCCUGUGGCACUGCCUGGUGGAGGACGCCGAGUGCUACGACGACGCGCUGCACUGGUUCCUCAAUCAGGUCCGCAGCAAAGACCAGCACGCGAUGGGCAUGGAGACCUACAAACAUCUGUUCUUGGAGAAGAUGCCUCAGCUGAAGCCGGAGACGAUCAGCAUGACGGGGCUCAACCUCUUUCAGCACCUCUGUAACCUCGCCCGCCUCGCCACCAGCGCGCUGGACAACGCCUCCAGCUGUGAGCUGUGUGGGAUGGACCAGCUGUGGGGGAUCGCUCUGAGAGCUCAGUCUGCUGAUAUCAGCCGUGCCGCCAUCCAGUACAUCAACUCCUACUACAUCAACGCCGGUAAGACGGGCCUGGAGAAGGAGCAGGAGUUCAUCAGGAAGUGUAUGGAGAGUCUGCUGAUGGCUUCGGCCAACCUGGAGAAGGACGCCCACUCCAGCCUGACCAGCAUCGAGAGAGGGCUGCUCAUGCUCAAAACGCACCUGGAGGCCUUUCGACGCAGGUUUGCGUACCACCUGCGGCAGUGGCAGAUCGAGGGGACGGGAAUCAGCAGCCACCUGAAGGCGCUGAGCGACAAACAGUCUCUGCCGCUCAGGAUCGUCUGUCAGCCCGCCGGCCUGCCCGACAAGGUGACAGAUCUGCACCGACGCUUACGAACACUUACU
Plectropomus leopardus (leopard coralgrouper) is the source of this 964-nucleotide messenger RNA. The record is from RefSeq and is a predicted model, not a curated record. NCBI's taxonomy places the organism in Eukaryota, Metazoa, Chordata, Actinopteri, Perciformes, Serranidae.